AUGAUACUCCUGUCACUCAGAAGUGGUUGCCGGAAUUCCAGUUACGAGCUGUUGUGCCAUCACAGCUUUCCCAGCCGGCGAACGGACGUUCCAGCCCAGGGCCUGUCCCCCCACGAACCUCUCCACCCCUUCCUCUGCAAGAAAACAAACAAGGCUCCCUUCAUCCACCGCAUCCACCCCCCCCCCCGUUGGGCACUCUGCCCACAAUGUUCCAUUACCGGACCGAAGGCUUCAAUGGCUACUCUGUAAAGUACUCCCCCUUCUACGACAACCGUCUCGCUACCGCCGCUAGCGCUAACUUCGGCCUUGUCGGAAACGGCCGAUUAUACAUACUCUCCCUGACCCCAUCGGGGAUCCUCUGCGAGCGAUACUACGACACACAGGACUCGCUCUUCGAUGUUGCCUUCAGCGAGUCGCACGAGAAUCAAGUCGCCGUUGCCAGUGGCGAUGGGAGUAUUAAACUGUUCGAUACAGCGCUGGACGGAGGGUUUCCGAUUGCGAAUUGGGGAGAGCACAAGAGGGAGGUUUUUUGUCUUAGCUGGAAUCUGGUAGAUAAGAGCGGGUUUGUGAGCUCUAGUUGGGAUGGGGAUGUUAAGCUUGUUUGUGCCUUCCAUCUUCUGUGUAAGGGCAGUAGCUGAUGUCUUGGAAGUGGACACCAACCAGCCCCCAUUCACUUCUCACAAUCCCGAUCCACAGCUGCACCUACAGUGCGCUCUUCUCCCCACACUCUUCAACCCUAAUCUCCACCGCAUCCUCAGACUCCACCGUCCGCCUCUUCGACAUCCGCGCCCCACCUUCAUCCCCCACCCUCUCGAUCCCCGUAUCCCCCCGCGCCCCCUCCGAGCUCCUCACUCAGGACUGGAAUAAAUACCGCCCCGACGUCCUCGCCGUCGCCGGAGUCGACAAAGCCAUCCGAACCUUCGACCUGCGCUUCCCAAACAAAGGCCCUCUCUCCGAACUAUUUGGCCACGAAUACGCGGUAAGAAAGGUGGCCUGGAGCCCGCAUUGGGGUGAUGUACUCAUUAGUGCGAGCUACGACAUGACGGUCCGAGUUUGGAGCGACGGGAGUAGCAACGCGACAGAUCCUGGGGCAGGCGGGAUCGGAUGGUUACCGGCGGGGCGAGGCAGGAUGAUGGGUGUCAUGGAUCGGCAUACGGAGUUUUGUGCGGGCGUGGAUUGGUGCUUGUUUGGUGCGGAGGGGUGGGCUGCUAGUGUCGGCUGGGAUGAGGCGGUUUGGGUAUGGGAUGUGGGAAAUGUUAUAGGGAGUCGA
Tuber aestivum (summer truffle) is the source of this 1270-nucleotide messenger RNA. The record is from the annotation of a GenBank genome assembly. NCBI's taxonomy places the organism in Eukaryota, Fungi, Ascomycota, Pezizomycetes, Pezizales, Tuberaceae.